This is a messenger RNA of Ramularia collo-cygni, 744 nucleotides long. RefSeq lists its product as uncharacterized. Bases 1 to 744 code for a protein of 247 amino acids. The record is from RefSeq and is a predicted model, not a curated record. The transcript has 2 exons. NCBI's taxonomy places the organism in Eukaryota, Fungi, Ascomycota, Dothideomycetes, Mycosphaerellales, Mycosphaerellaceae.
AUGAAGUUCUCCAUCGCUGCUCUUUCCCUCAUCUCGGCGGUUGCCAUUGCAGCGCCAGCUGCGACCACCGACUGCGAGGAGGCCCCGGCCACCUACCCAACCAAGGCUCCCGAGCCACCAAAGUACGAGACACCAAAGAAGCCUGCUGAGGAGUACAAGCCAGCGCCUUACYACCCUGCUCCGGAGGAACCCAAAGACUGCCCUAAGCCGUACGAGAAGGCCGACUUCCCCAYCCCAUUCACCUCCAAGUUCAGCAUCAUCGCCACCCCAGACCAGGUCGUCCAGAACAACGCCUCUCUGACCAAUGCCUUCACCGGCGGUCUCCCCGGCGCGAUUGGAUACUACGACUUUGGCCUGAACUCCGAUCUCGACUUGAUCUGCUACAACAUCAAGAUUGUUGGCUUUGAGGGCGACUACCAAUCCCCAGCUUCCACCGCCACUCACAUUCACCAGUCUGCUGCUGGUAAAUCUGGACCCCCACGGGUCGCUUUCCCCAACCCAAUCCCAGUUGAGGGCACCAAUGAGCGCGUCUCCGUCGGAUGCCUUCGUGGACCUUUCCUCACCGGCGUGAUUGCCAAUGCCACCAACCCACUCAACCCCAACGGAAUCAACCAGGACACUGGUGUCGGUUUCACCAUUGCCAUGCUCGAGGCAAACCCAUCUGCGUACAACGCCGACAUCCACUCCAGCAAGGCUGUUCCUGGCGCCGUCCGUGGACAAUUCCCUAGCGCUCCCAACUACUAG